UUUCUUUUAGUUGCUUCACUGAAGCUACACAUUGUGUAUCUGUGCAUAGACGUCCUUAACUUGAACUGAUAGACUAGAGAGAGAAGGCAGAUAACUACUAAACAGCAGCCGCCGCCAACUUUGGGGCUAUUUUUUGUCUGACCGAAAAGUGUGAUUUAACUAUCACUCGUAGCGUUCCCACGGCUUUAAAAUGUGGAAGUCGUUUUUUGCAGCAACAGGACACAAACCAUGAAUCAUCGGAUUCGCAAUCCGAGAUCAUUAAUCAUUAGGCAACACACGGACUUGCAGGUUACUUGCUAGAACAUGAACUGUUUCCAGCCAAACGAUCCCAACCGCCAAGUUAGUAAGGAACUGGACAAACAGAUAAUAAAAUGGAUGAGGCAGUACAAGAAAACAAUCAAGUUACUUCUCUUAGGAGCAGGAGAGUCCGGAAAAACGACAAUUUUGAAACAAAUGAAAAUUUUACACUUAGAAGGAUUUUCGGAAAUAGAAAGGAAAGAUAAAAUUCAAGAAAUCAGGCAGAACGUCUUACAAGCAAUUAAGGAACUUACUGCCAAUAUGAAGUAUCUUCGACCACCUGUACAAUUAGCCAACUCGGAAAAUCAAGAAAGUUUAGAUUUUAUCCACAACUUAGAUAUGAUGGAUAAAUAUACCUUCCCACAAGUAAGGAUCAAAACUUCAAAUACAAAAAAUAUUCCUGAUCAUUAA
Messenger RNA from Limulus polyphemus (Atlantic horseshoe crab), 708 nucleotides. RefSeq names its product guanine nucleotide-binding protein G(s) subunit alpha-like. The transcript is spliced from 5 exons. Gene Ontology annotation, cellular component: heterotrimeric G-protein complex. The record is from RefSeq and is a predicted model, not a curated record. Gene Ontology annotation, biological process: adenylate cyclase-modulating G protein-coupled receptor signaling pathway. NCBI's taxonomy places the organism in Eukaryota, Metazoa, Arthropoda, Merostomata, Xiphosura, Limulidae. The coding region runs from base 304 to 708 and encodes 134 amino acids. Gene Ontology annotation, molecular function: GTP binding; GTPase activity; G-protein beta/gamma-subunit complex binding.